This is a messenger RNA of Drosophila montana, 2391 nucleotides long. RefSeq lists its product as uncharacterized. The record is from RefSeq and is a predicted model, not a curated record. The coding region runs from base 1 to 2391 and encodes 796 amino acids. NCBI's taxonomy places the organism in Eukaryota, Metazoa, Arthropoda, Insecta, Diptera, Drosophilidae. The transcript is spliced from 2 exons.
AUGUGCUGCGGCCAUCCCAUUUACUCCUACACUGAUUCAAUGAUACCCUUCCGUUGCUCUAUGGAAGAUUUCUGGAGCCUCACUGAGCUUGUGGCUAUCAAGUGGAUCAAACUGUUGUCUUUUGCCUUUUUGAUCUCUUACUUAGUCACAUCAUAUAAGAGUAAGCCGGAUCUCAAUAUCCUGCCGUAUAACAACGUAAAGGCUCAGCUUAUUAUCGGCUUGGACAACAUCAAAAUAACUGCACCCCUGGAGAUACGAGAAGGUGAAAACGACGACGUCAUAGCAGCGCGAAGCAGACUAGGAUGGUCUGUAUAUGGCCGCCCUAUGGUGGGUGAAAGCACCACGCCUCGUCUGCUACAUAUUUGCCAGUGCAGUGCGACACGUGGGAUGGAUGAGGCUCUGAAGAGCUAUUUUGCCCUGGAGUCACUAGGUGUGAGCGUCUCCUCAAAUCCGCUGAGAUCCAGAGAGGACGAACGCUCGAUGCAGAUAAUGGAGGCAACAACAACUUAUCUGGAAGACGAAAAGCGCUGGCAGACUGGCUUGCUAUGGCGGUUUGAUCGCAUUCAUAUGCCAGACUCUUACCAGAUGGCGGUUAAGCGCCUUAAAUGUCUAGAGGCAAAGAUGUUCAAAGACCCACCACUAAAGGAGUUCAUGAUGAACACGAUGCACGACUAUAAACAGAAAGGAUAUAUCCGCCGGCUGAAGGAUAGUGAGUUAGUAGCUAACACGAUGUCGUGGUUUCUUCCUAUCUUUACAGUCACCAAUCCGAACAAGCUAAAGACACGCUUGGUAUGGGAUGCAGCCGCCAAAGUUAGUGGCACGUCGCUGAACGAUUGUUUGCUUAAAGGUCCAGAUACACUAGCAUCUUUGAUGGGCGUGCUAAUACGCUUCAGAGAGCGCCCUAUCGCCGUAUCCGGCGACAUACGGGAAAUGUUUCAUCAGGUCAAGGUGCGCCGAGAAGACCAAGCGGCUCAGAAGUUUCUCUGGCGUGAUGGAGAUUCGUCGCGCUCUCCCGAAACGUACGUUAUGCAAGUCAUGACGUUCGGAGCAUCCUGUUCGCCAGCCCUAGCAAAUUACGUCAAGAAUCGCAAUGCCGAGCGGUUCGUAGCGGAGCAUCCGGAUGCCGUAAAGGCGAUUUGCGAAAACACAUUUGUAGACGACUGGCUGCAGUCGGUAGAUUCAGAAUCCCAAAUGAUGCAGUUAGCUGAGACUGUAAAAAGGAUUCAUGCUAGUGGCGGUUUCGAGAUGCGCCACUGGACAUCAAAUUCAAAGCAAGUUAUGCAGGCGCUGGAAGACGACUGUGAGGGCUUGGACAAGCGUAUCAGCGCUCAGGAUGAAGCGCAAGAAAAGGUCCUGGGCCUGUGGUGGCUACCUGGACAAGAUCUGUUGACCUUUGUGGUAAAGCCGAACUUGCUUGCAAAAGCAUCUAAGGAGCGCCCAACUAAAAGACGCGUUCUAAGCGUGGUCAUGUCUAUUUUCGACCCGCUUGGGCUGCUAGGAUUCUUUAAUAUACGCGCCAAGAUCAUCCUUCAGAACAUAUGGCGAUCCAACAUCGGAUGGGAUGACGACCUUACCAAAGAAGACGAAGUGGAUUGGCGACACUGGCUAGAUCUAGUUUCAAAGUUGAAUACCGUCCGUAUUCCACGGUGUAUGAAGUGGGUGAGCCGAACCCAGACUGUACAGAUGCACACAUUCGUGGACGCCAGUAUUAAUGCUUAUGCAGCAGUUGUAUAUUUGCGGGCUGAACAUGAUGGCCAAGUACAUUGCAGUUUAGCCGCCUCAAAAACGAGAGUAGCACCCUUGAAGCCCGUGUCUAUACCUCGUAUGGAACUAAUGGCCGCAGUCUUAGGUCUGAGACUGGCCAAAUGUAUCCAAAAUGAAACGUCGGUACGCAUACAUAGACGAACAUUUUGGACGGAUUCAAAGGACGUGCUCUACUGGAUCCAGUCCGAUGCUCGAAAGUUCCAACAAUUCGUAGCGCUUCGCAUCGGAGAGAUUUUAGAAGAAUCAGAUGUGGACAGCUGGCGCUGGGUCCCAUCAGCUCAAAACGUGGCAGACGAUGGCACAAAAUGGACCAAAACGCCCGAAAUUCACGGCUCGACCAGGUGGUUCAAUGGACCACCAUUUUUGUAUCUAGAAGAAUCGCAGUGGCCACGCACAGAAAAGGGCUCGGCAAUAAACAUGUUAUACCAUGCUGAAGAACAAGCCAAUCACACGUCCUCUUGGAGAUGUAUCCUGCCGGAUCUGCAGCACUUCAGCAAGCUGGAGAAAUUGAGAGCCGCACAGCUAUGCGUACUGGAUUUCCUACGGAUUGUUACUAAGAAGACCAAAUUGGACGGGCGAUUAGAGCCUAACUAUAAACUAUUGUUGAGAAAGCAAAGAAGAUAUUAG